AUGAGCUGCAACUGGGGGACCGAGCUGUGGGACCAGUUUGAUAACCUGGAGAAACACACCAGCUGGGGAAUUGACUUCCUUGAAAGAUACAGCAAGUUUGUGAAAGAGAGAGCCGAUAUUGAGCUGAGCUACGCCAAACAGAUAAGGAGUCUGUCUAAGAAGUAUCAUCCCAAGAGAAGCAGAGAGGAUGAGAGCAGGUACACCUGGUGUUUGGCGUUUUCAGCGACUCUCCGUCAGCUGAAUGAACUCGCUGUUCAGAGAGAAGAACUUGCUGAAAACCUCAACACACAAAUCGUUUGUGAGCUGACACGAUACACACAGGAAGUAAAGUCUGAGAGGAAGACUCAUUUCCAAGAUGGCCGCCGUGCCCAGCAGCACAUUGAGAGCUCCUGGAAACAACUGGAGUCUAGUAAACGUCGGUUUGAGCGUGACUGUAAGGAGGCGGAGCGAGCUCAGCAGGUCUCCGACAGAAUCGACCUCGACAACAAGACGGACGGAGAGAAGCGCUGCUCACUGAAGGCUCGGCAGACGGCUCAACAGAAAAAACAAGCUGCUGAAGAGUCCAGGAAAGACUAUGUGACCAGUUUAAACCAGUUUAACCAGGACCAGCACCAGCACUAUCACACCCUGGUACCAGUUAUAUACCAGCGUAUCCAGGACAUGGAGGAGCGGCGGAUUGAGAGGAUCUGUGAAGCGAUGCGUUCAUCAGCUGAGGCAGAGAGAAAAGUUCUUCCUGUUGUGAGUCGCUGUCUGGACGUCAUGAUGGAUGCUGCUGAGGGUAUCCAGCCCAGGAUGGACACCCGUCAGGUGGUGGAGGUCUACAAGUCCGGGUUCGACCCUCCGGGUGACGUUGAGUUCGAUGACUACAGCUCCACCAUCAGACGGAGCAUCUCUGAAUCCAGUUACCUCGACAACCGGAUGGAGGGGCGGAGACAAAGCAGGAAGCUGUGGCCCUUCAUACGGAAGAACAAGCUGUUGACCCUCCUCUCCUCCCCCCGGCAGCCUCCCCCUCCACCUCCGACCUCACCUUCACCUGGGGGCGUGGCUAACAGUCCCCAGUCCCCCCCUGCCUCCAGAGAACCAAUCACACAGCGGCUGAAUGACCUCAUGACCUCUGGCUCCAGAACCAGGAAGCAGUGUCUGCGCAGCCUCAAGAGAGGGCUGUCACUCAAACUGGGCUCUGGUCCUGCAGACUGCAGUCAUCUUCCUCCUGAACAAAGAAGAAAGAAACUUCAAACCAGAAUCAACAACAUCAACCAGGAGAUCCAGAGAGAGAGAGAGCAGAGAGACGCUCUGUUGAAAAUGAGGGAAGUUUAUGAACAAAAUCCUCAGAUGGGCGACGCCGGAAGUUUAGAACCUCGACUGGAGGAGGUGAAGCAGAGUCUGCAGAGACUGGAAGAGGAGCUGAGGAGGAACCAGGACUGGCUGUCCGAGGCCGACACCAAACCAUCUGAUCUCAGCAGCAGAAGACAGAGUGGAGGUUGUGGGUUAAAUUCCCAGGUGACGACUCCAGGAAGCAGCAGCUUGAAACAGCUGGACAACCGGAGUCCAGCCAGCAGAGAGAGUCCUGACGGCAGCUACACUGAAGACCACAGUGCAGAGCUUCAGUUUAAAUCUCGUAGUUCAGAGUUUGAUGACGACUUUGAAGAUGAAGAACCGUUACCCAGUAUCGGCACAUGCAAGUCCCUUUAUCCGUUCCAAGGACAAAAUGAAGGCACUCUGUCCAUGGUGGAGGGAGAACUACUUUCUGUGGUGGAAGAGGACAAAGGUGACGGUUGGACCAGAGUACGAAGGAACCUGGAGGAGGAGGGAUACGUCCCCACCUCCUACAUCAAAGUCUUCCUGGACAGCAGUGCCAAAGGCUUUGUGCAGAGUAGUCGGCUAGUCUAGUAUUCGACCAGUGAGGACGUCU
This is a messenger RNA of Anoplopoma fimbria (sablefish), 1912 nucleotides long. It is a transcript of the gene fnbp1a, whose product is annotated as formin binding protein 1a. Lineage: Eukaryota; Metazoa; Chordata; Actinopteri; Perciformes; Anoplopomatidae. Gene Ontology annotation, biological process: signal transduction. Gene Ontology annotation, molecular function: protein binding. The record is from RefSeq and is a predicted model, not a curated record.